AGCCAGCAGUCACUAACUCUCUGAAAUGCUUCCCAAAUGUAACGUCCCUCCAAUUACACAUUUCUUUAAGGCUCACUUGUAGAUCUGCGCCCAGUUUGCGGGGAAACAGUCGGAUGGCUGCUCCUGGAGGCGCAUUCUCUGCAGCGCUUAGGCGGUCACAAGACUCGGCCGUCGGUGAGCAAAAACAUCGAGACGCUGACAGGUCAGCUAGAAGCUUACAGGCCCGCAGAUUCUCCUCUUUUCCGCAUCCAGCAUCCAACAAGUUGCUCCUUUUGGGAAACUUCGGUGCGCGCCGCGGUGCCAUCUCGUCUCUGUCGCGUUUUUUCAAUGGGAAUUUCACCGGGGCUCUUUUUUUAGACCUUAACCAGCUUCUCUGUGCGUAAAAGGCUCGUUUUAUUUGGAACUAAAUGGUGUUUAAAAAAAUAAAACCGGCCAUGUUUCGGUGCGUAAAGCGGUGGCGCACGACAGAGUGACCGAAUGCCAUUGGAGGAAAUUCCACCAAGAAUGUCAAUAUUGCUCUACCACCCACUCGAAAUCGAUUGUAUUACCUUCAGGAAGGUGGCUCCUCGUAUAAAUAGGAACGCAUUAUUUCAAGAAAGACGCUGGUGAAGCAAUCUGCGGGCUGCUCUCUCUCUCUCUCUCAUCGGACCGCAGACACAAGAAUUUACUGAAGACAACUGUGUCCACUGUGCAGGACAUAAGCAUCCUUAACUCCUAAACUAACGGUGAAGUCAUGCAGGUGGAGAGGAAAUGGCACAUACUGUUGGCUAUCUUCUUUCUGCUCGUCACCUCGGGUCAGUGUAUGGACAGCAAGGAGGUCAAGCAGAAAGAGAGACGGACGUUGUUGGAUCUAAUCUUGCAGGUGAUCAGAGACAGCCAGCAGCGGGACAAACCCGUCUCCAGGCGCUGCAGCAGUGGACUAUGCAGCUCAGCCCAAGAGAUGAAGUUCUCCUCCCGCGAAAAGCCUUUCUAUGGCCCUGGGCUGGAUAACAGUAGACUCAUAGAAAUUGUCCCUAGAGACGCAAACAUGAAAGAGAAAUUCAUUCAGCAUUUCGGAGCAGGACAAGUCAAGUUCUCGUCGGAGUGCAAAACACACUUUCACAGACUUUAUCACAACACAAGGGACUGCUCCAGACCGGCAUAUUACAAAAGAUGUGCGAGGUUGCUAACCCGCCUAGCCAUGAGUCCGCUCUGCAUGCAGGCCUAGACGCUGCCUGGCGUUCCGUUUUUGUGCUGCGUUUGCACCCCUCGGCCACCGUACAGAAUCCUGCUGCUGGAACAGAACAUCCAUGUGAAAGUAGAAAACAUCUCGUGUGCCGUCUGGAAACCAUGGAGAGGUUUUAAAACAUAAUUAAUGAUCAGCUGUCUAGUGCUGUUUAAUACCAACAUCGACAGAUAUGAGGGUUUUUUUUUUUUAAGGGCCGAUACCGAUUAUUGGUCAUCAAUAAAAGCUGACAACUGAUAUUUGGAGCCAAUAUACAUUCAAUGUAAAGUUUUUAACAGCAUAUGAUAGAAGAGAAGCUGUCAUUCAUUAAUCAGGGCGACUAUAACUGAAUAUGUAAAAUAGAAAAAGAAGGGAUUAAAUUUGUCUGUUUAUGUGGAUCGACUGACAAUCAUCAGUUUUUCUUCUGCUGUUCUUCAUUUUCUUAAUAUUUCACCGUUUCAUCAUUUUUAUUUCCCACUAAGGUCCAGAUCUUAAAGCUUUAUUAUUUAAUUGUUUUCCAGAUUCUGUUUCAGGUUAAUCUGCCUUCUAACUUAGCCGCUAGCCGUUAGCAUAGCCUUAGCCGCUAGCCGUUAGCAUAGCCUUAGCCACUGUGAGACAAGUGUGGCAAGGCUACAAGGGUUAGAUGUAUGUUUGUUAUUUACCACGUGUCUGACAACGCCACCUGGGGGAGUUUCACCCCCAGGAGAUCUAUUUAAGGAGGACCACCACUCCAAUACAGAUAAAAGAAAGGUCACACAGGUACAAGAGACACCGGAGACUGAUGCAAUUCCAAGUAUAGAAAAAUGAAAUUUA
Molecule: messenger RNA, 2017 nt
Organism: Amphiprion ocellaris (clown anemonefish)
Lineage: Eukaryota; Metazoa; Chordata; Actinopteri; Pomacentridae
Gene: alkal1
Product: ALK and LTK ligand 1
Exons: 6
Coding region: 734-1207 (157 amino acids)
Biological process (GO): positive regulation of ERK1 and ERK2 cascade; positive regulation of ERK5 cascade
Molecular function (GO): receptor signaling protein tyrosine kinase activator activity; receptor tyrosine kinase binding
Source: RefSeq, a predicted model, not a curated record